AUGUCCCUGCUGCCCUCGCUGCUGCUGGCCCUGGCCCUGGUGGCCCUCCCGGGUGCCCAGGGCGCCUGCCCGGUGCCCGCCGACCUCAAGCACGACGACGGGACUCGCACGUGCGCCAAGCUCUAUGACAAGAACGACCCCUACUACGACAACUGCUGCAAGGGCGCCGAGCUCUCGGUGGAGCCGGGCGCCGACCUGCCCUUCCUGCCCUCCAACUGGGCCAACACGGCGUCCUCGCUGGUGGUGGCCCCGCGCUGCGAGCUCACCGUGUGGUCCCGCGCGGGCAAGGCCGGCAAGACGCGCAAGUUCACGUCGGGCUCCUACCCGCGCCUGGAGGAGUUCCGCCGCGGCAUCUUCGGGCACUGGGCCAACGCCAUCUCCGCGCUCUACUGCAGGUGCCCGCCCGCCGCCCGAGCCCCAGGCCUGUGCAGGAUCCAGACACCCGGUCAGGCAGGACCGGCCCCCGCGGCCCACUCCUCAUCCCAGCCCCCCAGGCAGCCCCGGCCCUGGGCGCACGCGCAGGCUCUGCGCUCCCGGCUCGCACCCCACUGGUCCUGGGAAGCAGCCCCGCCCACUUCCAGAAUCGCCCGCUUGCCCCCAGCUGUGCUCCCCAGGAAGGACUGCCUGAGGGGCAAGAGCCCCCAGACCCAAGGCCAGCCUCCUGCUGCGAUCGAUCGGCACCUCUGA
Sciurus carolinensis (gray squirrel) is the source of this 687-nucleotide messenger RNA. It is a transcript of the gene Sycn, whose product is annotated as syncollin. The coding region runs from base 1 to 687 and encodes 228 amino acids. The record is from RefSeq and is a predicted model, not a curated record. Gene Ontology annotation, biological process: exocytosis. Gene Ontology annotation, cellular component: secretory granule membrane. The transcript has a single exon. Lineage: Eukaryota; Metazoa; Chordata; Mammalia; Rodentia; Sciuridae.